Messenger RNA from Kuraishia capsulata CBS 1993, 960 nucleotides. RefSeq lists its product as uncharacterized. Gene Ontology annotation, cellular component: mitochondrion; succinate-CoA ligase complex (ADP-forming). Gene Ontology annotation, biological process: tricarboxylic acid cycle. NCBI's taxonomy places the organism in Eukaryota, Fungi, Ascomycota, Pichiomycetes, Pichiales, Pichiaceae. Gene Ontology annotation, molecular function: succinate-CoA ligase (ADP-forming) activity; succinate-CoA ligase (GDP-forming) activity. The transcript has a single exon. The record is from RefSeq and is a predicted model, not a curated record. Bases 1 to 960 code for a protein of 319 amino acids.
AUGUUUAGACGUUGCUUCUCUUCCACCUCCGCUGCCAGGAACUACGCUUCUACUAUCAACAACCUCAAGGUGACCUCCGAGACCAAGGUGAUCUACCAAGGUUUCACUGGUAAACAAGCCUCUUUCCACGCUGCUCAGGCAAUUGAGUAUGGCACCAAGGUUGUUGGUGGUACCAAUCCCAGAAAGGCAGGUGAGACCCAUCUUGGUCUUCCUGUGUUUGCUACUGUUGCCGAAGCCAUAAAGGAGACCGGGGCCUCGGCCACUGGAAUUUUCGUUCCUCCUUCCAUCGCCGCUGCUGCCAUCGAGGAGGCCAUUGAGGCCGAAAUCUCUCUUGCCGUUGCCAUCACCGAGGGAAUUCCCCAACACGACAUGUUGAGAAUUGCCCAGAUCCUUAAGACCCAGAGCAAGACCAGAUUGGUCGGACCAAACUGCCCCGGUAUUAUCGCUCCAGGCCAAUGCAAAAUCGGUAUCAUGCCUUCGAGCAUCCACCAGAGAGGUAGAGUGGGUGUUGUUUCCAGAUCCGGUACUUUGACAUACGAGGCCGUCAACCAGACUACCCAAGUUGGCUUGGGUCAGUCUUUGGUCAUUGGUAUGGGUGGUGAUCCAUUCCCAGGCACCAACUUCAUAGAUGCCCUGACUCUGUUCUUGAACGAUCCUGAGACCGAGGGAAUCAUCUUGAUUGGUGAGAUCGGUGGUGAGGCCGAAGACGAUGCUGCUGAGUUCUUGAAACAGUAUAACUUGACCAGAGAGGUUCCUAAGCCUGUUGUUUCAUUCAUCGCUGGUGUGACUGCUCCACCAGGAAGAAGAAUGGGUCACGCCGGUGCCAUUGUUUCCGGUGGUAAGGGUGAUGCUGCCUCCAAGAUUAAGGCAUUGCAAAGUGCCGGUGUUAUCGUUGAGGCAUCGCCAGCUAGACUUGGAAAGGCCUUGUACAAGGAGUUUGAAACCAAAGGUCUGUUGUAA